This is a messenger RNA of Xyrauchen texanus (razorback sucker), 3951 nucleotides long. Its product is annotated as pygopus homolog 2-like. The coding region runs from base 842 to 2554 and encodes 570 amino acids. The record is from RefSeq and is a predicted model, not a curated record. The transcript has 3 exons. NCBI's taxonomy places the organism in Eukaryota, Metazoa, Chordata, Actinopteri, Cypriniformes, Catostomidae.
UCCGGCUGUCUCUCUUUGUCCGGCAACGAGUAGGCCGUAAUUAACAUGGCCAAUUUCGCGUUCGGGGAUAAAUAUUAAAUCGUAAGUCUAUUUGACAUUGAUUGUUUUACAUAUGAGGGUUGACAUCCAUGUCUUGAAUCAACAGUAAGGUGUAUAUUAAUGAGCUGUGUGAGCAACGUUGCACACUAUGUACCUUGCUUGAUGAGGGCUAAACGGCUAACGAUAGCUUGCUUGCGAAUUCUAAUCACGUUUGAAUUAAAUUUGCGAUGAAUUCGCGCGUAACGCGUUAUUUACAACCACAUUACAUAUUCGGAAUGAUCGUGGUUUCAAAUGGGGACACGUGCUUGGAGUGUUUGCUUUUAAAUGUCAUUUAGACAGCCAUCCAGGUAUAUACACAUCUGUAUGUGAUCACAUUGCAGGCAGGCAGAUGUGCAUUCACAUCCAGUCUUUCAUAAUAAUUUAUAAUUACUUUAAUAUCGCAUUGUCUGCCAUUUUAUCGGCUGGUUUGCGUGCUUGCAAAGAUCUCUCGUAUAGUAACUCAAUGUUUUCAGAUUUAUAUGUGAUGCUUUACCAGAUCACAUUAUUAUUUGAGAUCACAUGGAUCUAAUGGAUGCCAAAUCUGACUCAAAACAUGUAUGCAUCCUUUAGUCAUGUUGCUGAAUAGUAGAUACCUGACCUCAAUGGCCCUUUGGAACUGGUACAGCUAUAUUUAAGAAUUUCCACGUGCAAUUCAUACCUGGGGCAGCGGGGUUGAUACUCGUUGGACCCGAGGAGGUAUACGUCAAAUACACUAAUUUCUGUUAAUGAACGGUGACAUGGCACCGCACCGACAGUCAUUUUAAUGGCGGGACAGCAGGCGGGACAGAGUCAAGGAAAACGAGGCAAAGGUUCCCAGAUGAAGAGCCCAGAGAAAAAGAAGAGGAAAUCCAACUCUCAGGGGGCAGCGUUCUCCCAUCUCUCUGAGUUUGCUCCCCCUCCCACUCCAAUGGUGGAUCACCUGGUGGCUUCUAACCCUUUUGAUGAUGACUUUGGUCCGCCAUCACGCUCUGGUGGAGGAGGUGGUCCAGGUGGUGCCUCUUUCAUGCCCAGCCCAGGGGCAGGCGUAGGUGGCUACGGCGGGCCCGGUCGAAUGGGAGGAGGAAUGGGAUUCAUGGGUGGGCCUGGAGGACCUGGAGGUGGCCAACCUGGCCGAAGACCAACAUUUGGUCCCCCGACUCCAAACGCUGGACCACACCACCCUCUUGGAUUUGGAGGCAUGCCUGGCUUUGGAGGUGGAGGAGGUGGUGGAGGAGGUUUUCCACCUGGAGGGACAUCCCAGUUUAACAUGCCACCCAAUUUUAGCCCUCCCAUGCAUCCCGGGCAGGGCUUCAACCCGAUGCUGUCACCUGGAGGAAUGGGUGGUGGUCCAGGAGGCGGAGGGGGUCCACCUCACCCACGGUUUGGGAUGCCUCAACAACAGCCUCCCCAUGGACAAGGGGGGCAUCCCUUCAACAGCCCACCUUUACCUGGGGGCCCUGGCCCUCGUGGUCCUCCGCAUGGCCCCAUGAACCCUAUGGGAGGAAUGGGAGGAGGAAUGAACUUGAUUGGCAUGGGUGGUCCAGGUGGAGGGGGUAAUAUGGUGGGCGGACACCCAGGUAUGCCUCCACAAGGACAGUUCCCUCCUGCGCAAGAUGGCCCAUACCCUGGAUCAAGUCCCCCUAUAGGUGAAGAGGGCAAGAACUUUGGUGGUCCAGGUGGUGGUUCAACAGUCCCUUCUCAACAGCAACCACCCAACCUUAAUCCCUCCGGUCCGCCAUCCAACAAUGCCACCCCUGGUCCAUCCCCAGCCCCUGGACCUCCACAGCCUGGAGGAGGUUUCCCAGGUCAUCCAGAUGUCCCACAACCAAACCCCAACACACCAGGGCAACCCCAGUCAGCUCCACCACCACCCAAUCCCAACUCUUCCCCUACGGGCCCACUUAAUGGUCCACAGCCACAACAAACGCCAACAAAUCAGCAUCCUCCUCCCAACUCCAGUGGUGGCCCUGGCCCCAACACCCCAUCAAAUCAUCAGCAACCAACACCACCAAACUCUACCCCAGGGUCUGGACCAUACAGCCAACAGAACAACACUCCGGGAGGGCCAAUGCCGAACCAACCCAACUCCAACCAGAACAACCUUAACAGCAGUGGUGGCAACACUCCAGGUAGUAACCCCAAUCCUCCAUCCAAUUCCAACUCCACACCCAACACCCAGUCCCCACUUCCCAGUGGGCCUGCUCCGCCAACUGCUGGCCCAGGCUCCGGUCCCCCAAAGCUAGGUGGAGGUAUGGUUUUCCCCUGUGGCCUUUGCAUGUCAGAAGUUCACGACGACCAAGAGGCCAUCUUAUGUGAGGCAUCAUGCCAACGCUGGUUCCAUAGAGACUGCACAGGCCUAACUGAGCCAGCAUAUGGCCUGCUAACAAGAGAAAGUGCUGCUGUGUGGGCCUGCGACUUUUGCCUCAAGACAAAGGAAAUUCAAGCAGUUUAUGUGCGCCAGGGACUGGGACAGCUUGUGGCUGCCAAUGAUGGCUGAGGGACUGCUGUAAAGAGCAGAAGGGGAAAAUGUAUUUCUUGGUGCUUCAAGUGUUGUUUCACGGUAAGAAAUGGCAAGGGUAAAUUGGAACUGAAGAAUUAGACUGAGAACCAGAGGAGAGGGGGAUACUGAUUGAACCGGACUUGAACAGUCUCUUAAUCUCGUUGUACUAACAAUAUAUUUUCUUCACAGAACUCUUCAGCACUUUUAGGGUCCCUGUUUCUAAAUAAUGUCCUAAAACCAGAACUUUGAAAGCUUUAUAUAUAGCAUACCAUGACACACUUUGAAAAUUCCAGGUUCCUUCAGAUUAGAGAUUGCACUCAUUGGUCUUCAUUUGUCACAAAAAUGUGGAGGAUUCUGGCCACAAUUAAAAUUUUUGAUUCUGGCCACAAUGAAAAGUCUAUAAUGUACAUAUUUAAUACCCAUGUACAAUAAUUUAUCCUUUUGUGAGACUCUAAAUCAGCCUCCAAAAAGCUGUCCAACCUUGUUUUUUCUGAUAUAAUUUUUUAUAUCUUCAAAAGCACUGACACCAACUGCUACCUCAAUUUGACAAAAGUCUGGAAAAGAACGCUUUGGCAUUAACUAAUGUUAAGGCAAGAGCCUAUAGUCACCACGCAACCUCUCCUCUCUCUCAGUAAUCUCCGUUUCAGUGUAUCCAAAUGGAACUGGCAGCAUUCUGCACCUUUGACUAUGACAAAAGGCAUAUAAAGACAUGUAGAAAAUGAACAUUCACUAUGUCCAUUGUGGAAUACAGGUGAGAUUUUCAACUGACAGAAAUAAGGGUCCUGCAAUUCUGUCAAUAAAACUUGAUUGUUUUUUUUUUAUGUACAGCUACACACAGUUUUGUUUCCACACAAAAGUGGACAUUGGUGGAUGAUGGCAUAGCGAAUAGUGGUAAUCCAUAACUUUAUCAGUGUAUGUAUGUAGUCUUUGGAUUGCAUGUGAGCCAAUGCAGUACUUUGUCAGAUCCGUUUUGAAUCUUUACUGUUCUGAUUAGGCCUCAUCCUGUGCUAUGAAGUUGACCAAAUAACAGACAAAAUCAGAUGUUGUUGCAGAGUAAAAUGUUUGCAAUUUAUUUGUUUUUCUGUUUUCUAUAUUUCUGCCCAAGUUCCCUUUUUUAUUUUAUAUGUACCUUUGAGUGCUUGUUCUGGUGCCCUGCAUUGUGCAGUAAUAUGGGGGUGCUCUGUGCUCAGGCUCGUACUGAAAGAAGUAAACUGAAUUUUUUGAAAGGAGAAACUGUUUUUUUGUUUGUUUUUGUUUUUUACGAGUGCCUGUCUUUGUGACCUUUUUAUUCUAUUAAAUUUGUCUUUGACAUCCCUUUAAAUCAGGUCAUGAAAUUUUAGACAUCUGUAUUUUAAAAAAAUAUAUAUAUUUUUUUGAUUAACUGAUAAAUAAGC